Messenger RNA from Rhipicephalus sanguineus (brown dog tick), 1731 nucleotides. RefSeq names its product cytoplasmic tRNA 2-thiolation protein 2-like (gene Ctu2). Gene Ontology annotation, molecular function: tRNA binding; sulfurtransferase activity. The record is from RefSeq and is a predicted model, not a curated record. Lineage: Eukaryota; Metazoa; Arthropoda; Arachnida; Ixodida; Ixodidae. Gene Ontology annotation, biological process: tRNA wobble position uridine thiolation. Gene Ontology annotation, cellular component: cytosol.
AACACGCUUAAAUAACAAUUAUAAUUAAGCGAAAGUCGGCAAUCGGCAGCCUACGGGCCUACGCUAGCCAAGUCGAGCCCAGUUAAUAAGAAAUGGCGGCGUGCGCAGCAGGCAUGCAGUGUGUUGGCACAUGUUUACCGUGUUCACUGUUUUUACACUGGUGACGUGGUGACGUGUUUUCGCGUUCAACAGGCAAAAUGUGCUCAAAUUCCUGCGAUUGCGAAGACCUCAACGAGUCCGAGCUAGCACUGAACGCUGACGCGGACACGAGCAGCAGCGACAACACAUGCAAGACGUGCGGAGACACGGCUCACCUGUUACUCCGCAAGAAGGAUGCGUACUGCAAAACGUGCUUCGUCGCCAACUGCACUCACAAGUUUCGUGCUACACUCGGCAAAUCCAAGUUGUUGAAGCCGCGCGACAAAGUCCUGGUAGCUUUUUCAGGCGGACCUUCGUCGGCUGCCAUGUUGCGGCUUCUCCGCGACGGUUUCUCAGAAGACGCGCACAAAAAGCUGCUCUUCGAUCCGAGUCUAGUCUACGUCGACGACGAUUCCUCGGUGCUGGGACACACAGGGGACGACGUGACCGAUCUCAUGAAGGAGUCGGGUUUCCCGUACUACACUUACCAUCUCGACUCCUUGUACUCUACGGAACGCCUCAAGCUCGAGUCGUCGACUCGUCACGCGGAGGUCGAUGAUGGCGAAGGCGCCGCGAGGACCGCAUUCGCAACGGCGUGUGAAUCGUUCAAAGCGUUGACGGAUCGCGAGUCUUUCUACAGACUGUGCCUGCGUCGUCUACUUCUCAGGCUCGCCAGAGACAACGGUUUCGUCAAGGUAUUCACCGCCGAAACGGGCACUUUGCUGGCUGCCACCCUUCUCUCGACUAUCGCCCUUGGUCGGGGCGCGCAGCUGAGGGAAGAAGCGGGUUUUCUCGACGACCGCGACCCUGAGGUCCUCUUUCUGCGUCCGAUGCGCGAGUUCAGCAGCAAGGAAGUCGAGCUUUUCAACCAGCACUGCAACGUGCGGUUUCGCGCACAGACGGCGCCCCGUGCGGGUUGCGAAUCUCGCGCCAGCGUCUUUAGGCUUACGAGAGAGUUCGUGAACGGUCUGCAAGAGAACUUUCCGGCGACAGUGUCCACGGUUUGGCGCACGGGCGACAAGAUAGAGUCCCGACCUCGCGCCCGAGCCCUAGCGGCAGGACCGAGUUCAUCGUCGCGUUGUUGUAUGUGCGGUUCGCCGCUUGACACUGUUGACGUCGAGCCGUGCUCGGCCGUAGCGGCGCUACAACUGACGCGUGACGUUUCGAGACUGAGGGUGGCGGAAGACGCAGAAUCUACAACGUCCGAUGUGACCGACACUCAUGACGUUUCGUCAUCGAACUUUUGCUACGCCUGCCAGGCGCUCGUCAGGCAGGGCGAUACGAGCUCGCUGUCAGUGUUGUGCGACGUUGUCGGGACUGGUAGUAAUAGUUAACUUGUUGGCUUGAGGUUAGAGCGCGCUUAUCUGUGAACUUCGUGUCACAUGACUGCCGACAUCUAAGCUUUCAAGUUAGUUGGACCUCUGAAGGCUAAUUGUGCCUUCUUUGCAAUUUGCGAUUGUCAGAAACAGGUGUGUUACCCGUUUUCACCAGGCUGUGAUUCGCAUCUGCAGAAGUACGAUUUACGAGCCUUUAUGAGCAUUGAAAACACAAGCAGUUAUGGACUGCCGGCUAAUAAAGUUAUGCUUGAUGUGA